Danaus chrysippus (African queen) is the source of this 216-nucleotide messenger RNA. The record is from the annotation of a GenBank genome assembly. NCBI's taxonomy places the organism in Eukaryota, Metazoa, Arthropoda, Insecta, Lepidoptera, Nymphalidae.
AUGCAUAAAGUUAAUUCGCCGAACCUUUUGAGAAGUGAUGUGUACUCGUGUACCAUUCCAAUAGAUGGUAGGAAAGCGCGGAUAUUGAACUCGGGCUUCGGGAUGCAUCGGGCGGGCAGGCAUGUCCGCGAGCCCCUCCCGCCACGUCGUGCGCACGACCACGACGCCCCGGCCCCUCGGCCCCGGGGCCCUGCUAGCCUUGUAUCAACAAAAUAA